AGUGCUGCAAGAAAUCAGGAAAGGAGGGACACGUAUGUAUCAUGGAUGCACCUGAGCAGAAGUAGAGCCAAUAUUUUCAGUUCAGGUUGCUCAUUUGAUCUGUUACCGGAGUGUAAAGGAGUUUAUUGGGUCACAGCUCAGAUGGAUACGGAGUCAGACGGGGUGUAUUUGGCCACAGAGAGGUACGGUAGUGCACAGUCCUGGAGUUAUUUUAGUAAAGAUGGGCUGAUGCACAGGAGACCACACCGAGGACAAGAAGAAGCAAAAGAAAACACCAUCAUUGGAGUUUUUAAAAGUGUGUUUCUACCUCAAGGAUACCCAGAGAGCGUCAGUGGGGAUUACCUGCACUACCAGUUCUGGGAUACUGUACAGGCCUUCUCCAGCUCUUUGUCGGGGACUUUGGCCACUCAGGCGUCUCUUAAAGGAGUCGGCGUCGGAAACCAAGAAGCCACCGUCGCUGCUGCCACGGUCACCUGGUUAUUAAAAGAUGGAACUGGGAUGUUGGGCCGAAUCCUCUUCGCUUGGCAGAAAGGGACUAAACUGGACUCUGAGGCCAAAAAAUGGAGACUGUUUGCAGACGUUCUCAAUGAUAUCGCCAUGUUCAUGGAAAUUUUGGCUCCGUUCUUUCCUGCUUUCUUCACCUUGAUUGUGUGCACUGCAGGGGUAUUCAAGUCCAUCGUGGGCGUGGCCGGCGGAGCGACCAGAGCUGCUCUCACCGUUCAUCAGGCUCGUAGAGACAACAUGGCCGACAUCUCGGCUAAAGACGGCAGUCAGGAGACGCUGGUGAAUCUGGCCGGACUUCUGCUCAGUUUGAUCCUCAUUCCUCUGGUCACUGAUAACCCAGUACUCACUCUCAGCCUCUUCUUCCUCUUCACCGCGCUUCACCUUUUUGCCAAUUACAAAGCCGUACGUUCGGUUGUCAUGGAAACCUUCAACGAGGCUCGGCUUUCCAUCGUGUUUCAGCAUUUCCUGAGAGACGGGCAGAUUUUGAGUCCCAUAGAGGCCAAUCAGAGAGAACCAGUUUUUAUGGAUUUUAGGAAAACUGUGCCAAUCAGACUUGGGGUGAGGCUGCAGGAGGUUGUACAGAGCCCAGAGGACCUUAAUAUGGCUCUGACCAAAAACAAAAUGCCAUAUCUACUAGGAGUGAAAAACGGCUGCGUUUGUGUUUGUUUGGGACCAGAGGCUUCGGUAAAAGAUGAAAUCAGAGCGAUGUGUCUGGCUGUGAGACUCAGCAGCAUGUUGAUGUCAAAAGCCUCCAGUGAACGGCAACAAAGUCACUGGGACCUGGUGCAUGACAGUCAUGAGUUGAUGGACAGUAUGUUUGAUUCAUUUUUAAAAGCUGUGGAAGCAGCAGGAUGGGACACAAAACGAACCCUGUUGGACUGGGAUGAGUGGAGGGUCGAGUGGAAAAGCAAAAUCAACUGAGCUGAAUCCAUUUCACACUUUAAUAAAGGCUGAUAUUUGUAUGUGUUUUUGUAUUUGUGUGAUUUGGUUUUAUAUUCAGAUAAAAUAAAACACAUUUUUUUAAAGGGA
Messenger RNA from Sphaeramia orbicularis (orbiculate cardinalfish), 1533 nucleotides. It is a transcript of the gene rusf1, whose product is annotated as RUS family member 1. The coding region runs from base 46 to 1425 and encodes 459 amino acids. The transcript is spliced from 14 exons. The record is from RefSeq and is a predicted model, not a curated record. NCBI's taxonomy places the organism in Eukaryota, Metazoa, Chordata, Actinopteri, Kurtiformes, Apogonidae.